Molecule: messenger RNA, 690 nt
Organism: Acanthocheilonema viteae
Lineage: Eukaryota; Metazoa; Nematoda; Chromadorea; Rhabditida; Onchocercidae
Source: the annotation of a GenBank genome assembly
AUGGCAACAACAUUCGGCUUAACGAUCACCAUUAUCUUCUUUGCCUGCUUCCUGAGUACGGAAGAAAUUGAUCUGUCACAUCAGGACAUACCCGAAUUCAUUGGUUUGAUAAGCCGUGACAUUGAAACCAUUCCAAGUCCACUAGCUUUCGGUCAUAAAUACAUGACAGGGAUACAAAGACAUGAUAAACUGAAAGCGGAAUCAGUUACAGGUGGAGCUGGUGAAGGUUCGCAACUUCUGCGGCCUGAUUCUGAUUUUGAAGAGCGUGAAAAGGUGAAAAGCGACAACAUAUUGCCAUCCUAUUGUGAACCACCAAAUCCAUGCCCGUUAGGUUAUACAGCAGCGGAUGGUUGCUUGGAAGAAUUUGAAAAUAGCGCCGAAUUUUCACGAAAUUACCAAGCUAGACAAACAUGUAUUUGCGAUCAAGAGCAUAUGUUCAAUUGUCCAGACAAAAAGACGGAUGAUGAGUUGGAGGAAAGUUUGCAAAGUAUUCUUAACGAUCAAGGAUUGCAUAAAACUCUCAUUGCCAAAAAAUUUCACGAAAAACGAUCAGAAGCAAUGGCACCUCGUCGAAAGCGCUCCAUCAGAGGAAUGCCCAUACACCUUAUCAAAAAUCACAAAAAUCCAUAUUUCAAAGGUGAAAUAUUAAAAUCGGUGAUUAAAAAGGAUGGUCGAAAUACGUGGCACUGA